AUGGACGACUUCGAUCCGGACAUCUCUAAUGGUACAUGCUACUACAGAGACGGUAGCAGGCUGUCAUCGAGAUACAUACCUUGCGGUAACGGUGCACUGGGCCACAAAACAUGUUGCGAAAGCCUCGACAUGUGCUUGUCUUCGCGGGCGUGCUAUAAUGGUCAGUAUGGUGUCACCUAUCUGGCUGGCUGCACCGACCCCAACUAUCAAGAUGCGACUUGUCCGGACAAGACCCCGUUUCAAGACCAGCAAUGGGCAGGCUUAGUCCUUUGUCAACCGACGUACAACGACGAUAGAAACGAGUGGAUCGCCUGUGAAGAUGAAGGAAUGACUAUCAGCAGUCCUGCCGCCUGUACUUGCCCCAAAACCUCUAGAACCGUCGCCUUCACCGACUCCACCGCACUCGAUAAUAUCAUGUCCUUGCCGGCCUCGCAUGGCGGGACCGUUACGUGGAAGAAUGCCGCAGCGGCCUCCGCUGCACACUCCUCUGACCCAAUACCAAACAGUCUCUCUGGGGCCACCAGUAGCCUCGAUGGCACCUCAAUCCCGACUUCCACACGCAAAGAAUCACAGUCGGUCUUGUCAGCGACGAGCAGGACAUCAUUUUCGACAUCGUCCAUCUUCCCAACCUCAAAUGCGAGCCAACCAAUCUCUCAAGAGUCAUCAUCGGCUCACAGUCUGGGGAAAGAUGCGAUAAUAGGCGUGGUGUUUGGGGUACUAGGUGCGGUGAUAAUUGUGGUCUUGUUAGGGUUGCUGUGCCGGAAAUGCUUGAAACGUAGAAGAGAUGACGAGCAAACACCACUCCCUCCCGAUGAUGUAACACCACACUUACCUGAUCCUGACUUGAGAAGCACUUCCUGGUCAGGUCACAAGUCUGAACUGGCUGCGGAUGAAAGCACCACGAGGUCGCCAAUAUAUGCCUACGGCUGGUCUCCUAGACCUGAGAGCGCUGAAGUUGGAGGCAAUCACCUCUUCCCCCGGUCCCCUCGGUCACCCAAAGGACCUGUCCAAGAUGGAGGAUUGCAAAGACCUGGACAUCAGAGCACUUGCUACGAGCUGCCUGCAUGA
Molecule: messenger RNA, 1068 nt
Organism: Exophiala aquamarina CBS 119918
Lineage: Eukaryota; Fungi; Ascomycota; Eurotiomycetes; Chaetothyriales; Herpotrichiellaceae
Exons: 2
Coding region: 1-1068 (355 amino acids)
Source: RefSeq, a predicted model, not a curated record